CUGGAGAGAAUCCUGAAGCAGUUUACCCUGAUGGACGUUAUGCAUACUCUGUAGAAUAUGAUUUAACUACAGGCAAUAGUCGUAUUCUUAGUUUAAGAACAAAUACUUUUUGUUCUGCUGGGUCUUUCUUUGAAAAUGGUACACUAAUCGAAUCUGGCGGUUCCGAAGAAGAA
Racocetra fulgida is the source of this 173-nucleotide messenger RNA. The record is from the annotation of a GenBank genome assembly. Lineage: Eukaryota; Fungi; Glomeromycota; Glomeromycetes; Diversisporales; Gigasporaceae.